This is a messenger RNA of Pseudocercospora fijiensis CIRAD86, 2244 nucleotides long. RefSeq lists its product as uncharacterized. The record is from RefSeq and is a predicted model, not a curated record. Gene Ontology annotation, molecular function: RNA endonuclease activity. Gene Ontology annotation, cellular component: nucleolus. Gene Ontology annotation, biological process: ribosome biogenesis; endonucleolytic cleavage of tricistronic rRNA transcript (SSU-rRNA, 5.8S rRNA, LSU-rRNA). NCBI's taxonomy places the organism in Eukaryota, Fungi, Ascomycota, Dothideomycetes, Mycosphaerellales, Mycosphaerellaceae. The transcript has a single exon. Bases 109 to 1314 code for a protein of 401 amino acids.
CUUUCACAUACGCCCCACACCGAGCACUGCGCUGCACUGCACUGCAUUAUUAAGAUGAUCGUCUCUGCACGAUAAGCCCAACCUUGCGUCUUCACUUCUGCCACAAUCAUGACGACGCCUCCAAGCCCGCCUGCGCUGAAGUUCACUGGAUCCAGGCAUCUUGUCCAGCGUCUUGUGCUCGCGACCUUGACGGGCCGGCCAGUGCGGAUUUCCCAGAUCAGAGCCUCAUCGCACACCGCCCCAGGUCUCGCACCGCAUGAGGUCUCGUUCCUGCGACUGCUUGACGCGAUCACCAAUGGCAGCCAAAUAGAAUUCUCCUACACCGGCACCACAGUCCUCUACAAGCCCGGUCUGAUCACAGGCAGCGUCACCGGCCAUGGCGCGUCGGGAGGAGUAAUCCGACAUGAGCUGCCUGCCGACUGCACGCGCGGUGCCAGCUACUUUCUGAUCCCAUUAUGCCUCCUGGCGCCAUUUUCGAAAGCCCCAGUGAACGUGCUCCUUACUGGACCAGGUGUCAUCACUUCGGCCACACCCACUGGUGAUGUCUCGGUUGACACAGUGAGAACGGCCAUACUGCCGCUCUUUAAGAGCUAUGGCAUCGACAGGAAUUUGGAGCUGAGGAUUUUGCGGAGAUCGAAUCCAGGCGCGAAUGGCAAAGGUGGUGGAGGAGAGGUGCAGCUAAUAUUUGGACAUCAAGUCAGGCUUCCCAAGACAAUACACAUUCUAGACGCCGGACGAGUCAAGCGAGUGCGAGGCGUGGCGUAUGCGACUGGCGUGGCAGGCGCGAACAACGCGCGAAUGAUUGAGGCAGCAAGAGGUGUGCUGAACGAGUUCGUGCCGGACACAUACAUUUACUCCGACGUCAGUUCAGCACCUCUCAUUCCUGCGCCCGAAAGGAAUAACGCCAAUGCGAAGAAGAAGAUCGGGCUAGGCUUUGGGCUGAGCUUGGUAGCAGAGUCGAACACGAACGUACUAUAUUCUGCGGACGUUGCGAGCGAUCCAAACGGUGGAGAAGUGCCAGAAGAUAUAGGCAGGAGAUGCGCAUAUCAGCUAUUGGAGGCUACUGCACAAGGAGGCUGUGCGUCGAACAUAUCAGCUCCCAUGAUGCUGACUAUGAUGGCAAUGGGAAGUGAAGAUGUGGGUCGCUUGACUUUGGGCAAAGAAGUGUUGGGCACAGAGCAGGUCAUACAGCUCGCAAGAGACUUGCGAACAUUCGGUAUGAGUGGCUGGGGCUUGAAGGAAGAUGAAGAUGAAGAGGCUAUAGUGAGCAUUGUUGGAAGAGGUGUGGGCAACGUGGGCAGGAAGAUUGCUUGAGGACUCUCGAGAAUACUCGACACCUUGUUCGAACGCUCGCUGGUAUCACGUGGCUGGAAAUGACACCAUUCGCGCGUGCGGUGAACUGUCGCUUUUCAGGGCCAAUCACGAUAAAGGGUUGCGCGUGUCUGCACAUGCAAAACCUCACCUGGCUUCAGUUUAAAGCGGCGCAACAUUCAUUAUCCGAUCUCGCCCUGAACAACAACUUUACGGAAACGUCACAUAGUGCAACUUCGUAAAGAUUCCUCGCGCACCAGAGUGUUCCGCCGACUGCCAUUAUCUCCGAGCCAACUAAAACAGCAUCUUGAGGCCGCCUCCAAAAUGGAGAGCGACGACAUCGAAAUGGAAGAUGCGGACCAAGAGCAAGAAUUUUCGCAUCAAAAGGAAGAUGGAUUUCCGUCGCGCGAUGUCGAUCACAUUCUGGAGGCGAUUACGGAGCCGCAGAAGCAGAAGGAAGAAAUCAGCAACAAGCCAGAUCACCUUGUCGAGUCUCACGGCCCACCUCACAUCACCGAAAACCCUGGAUUCGAAGUCGGUAGCGUCCAUCAGACUAACGCUGUUGAGUCUGGACCCGGUGAGCAUUCACAUAUUUCCGAGGUGGGCGAGACUUGCAAGUCUGCAGAUAUCUCACCUGAGUUAAAUCCGGCCUUCACAACGAAGCUGCGAGACCCUGCAGUCAAGUGCAAAUGCCCUGCUGGCACUCUACGUCGGCGUAAGGAUAUGGUCUUCACGGGGGAUCGCGAUGGCAUGCUUACCUGGAUGCAUCUUCCCUGCAAGCCAUACUUAGCAGAAGUACCUGAGGAGUUAGUGGCUAGAAUUCGAGAGAGAAUCAAGCUGGUGACAGCAAACCCAGAUGGUCUCAGCACUAGUGUCCAAAUGCAGAAUAUACUCCUCCGCAUACUAGGCUCCAAUGCAACCGAACAGCAGAAG